This is a messenger RNA of Cydia fagiglandana, 3209 nucleotides long. RefSeq lists its product as uncharacterized. The transcript is spliced from 2 exons. The record is from RefSeq and is a predicted model, not a curated record. Bases 71 to 1117 code for a protein of 348 amino acids. NCBI's taxonomy places the organism in Eukaryota, Metazoa, Arthropoda, Insecta, Lepidoptera, Tortricidae.
UCCAUCCAUCGAUAAACGCGUCGCAAGUUUAUAUUGAUCGUCGUGGGCGGAUUUAUAGGUCACGCUCAAAAUGAGUCUCAAAAACGGGACAAAAAUGUCCCAGCGCGAGAAAUUCGAGUUAAUUAACUCAGAAGUGCGUUCUUUUUACGAGUACUGCAAAGAAGCGGGAAUGACUGACGAGGAAAUGGAUUUAAUUUGCCGGCCACUGACGAAUGCAGUGCGGAAGGCGUCUAUCAGAAGAUGGACGAGGGUUUUUAUGUUUCUGGUGAUGGUAAUGGCCAUCGGGUAUACCGUAAGCCAGACGGAAACUUUUCAAUGGCACGCGUCGGCCGUGGCGCGGAUCGUGAUGAUCAAAAUCCUGCCGUUCUGGGACUGGACGCCAUUGUACUAUAACAAGUGUGUGGUGGACCGCUCGCAGCCGCAUAAUCUGGACAACCUGGCGUCUGCCGCGGACUGCAUCGCCUGCGAAGCUGUCAGAUCCAUCGUCCGCGUAUCCGACACCAAUUACAACGAGGUGUUCAACCACCACCUCCUCCGCGGCGCCCCAGUGAUCGUCACCGACGCCCACUACGACUGGUCCGUCUCUCGAACCGAACUCAACUUGACCAACCUCAUCAGCGGAGACGAACGUCUCAGAGACUCCGUACCUUGCCGGGUCUUGACCAACGUCAGAAUCGGCCGACAGCCCAUGGAUUUAGAGGAGAUAGUCUCCAGAAUCACCAACACUAACAUCCCUAGCUGGUUCGUUCAUUUUCAGAACUGCGAUAUCAGGGCCGUUAAAUCUUUUCGCAUCCUUGCUCCUAGACCUUAUUUCCUUUCCCCUCACAUCCCUCCUUCACAUUUCAACUGGCUUCUCCUCUCAAAGAGCUACGACACGCAUAGAUACAAGUACUUGGAACUUGAUGUUGGGUUGAUCAUAAUGUCACAACUGAAGGGAAAGUCUUGGCUGCAGUUGAAGCCUAGAGCGCCUUGCGAGGAUGACUGUUUCACUCUGAACUUCGAAUUGAGUGAGGGGGAGACGUUGGUACUUGGGAAUUCGCUGUGGGAGUUCGAAUAUUUGCCGGGCAAAGGGGAGAAUGUUGCGAUGAUCACUGAAACCGACUGGGUUGAGUCGUAAACGAAUUUAAUCUUUCGGUGUUGUGGUAGCGGUUUGUUUGAAUAAGUUUUAUGAAUUGCUGGACUGAAGUACAUAUAUGCUUUUGAUUGUGUCAGUAAUGGUAUGGAUAUAUGAAAAUGCAUAGGUAGUCUACUCUACAUUUUAAAAAGUGGCGGUUCGUUUGGCCAAUCUCCCCAAGUGUGACAGUGACAUCUUAGCUUGACUUGCGUUGUAGCGCGCGUCUCUAAGGUACUUGAAGUUGCGCGUGACAUAUGGACUCGCACGCGACAACGCAAGUUGUGCUAGAGUUAGACCAAGAAAAGUCUGCAGCGAUUUUGAUAGCCCACGCAGUGCAAGUGUUAUUUAUACGUCAUAAUUUCAUAGAAGUUUGAAGUUUAAAACAACACUUGCACUGUGUGGGCUAUCAAAAUCGUUGCAGACUUUUCUUUGACUAACACUAGCAUUCUGGUUUUGUACUAAAAUGACACUUGAAAUGGACAGAUUGGCGUAUCGAAGUGUUACUAAUGCAUUUGAAAAAAAAAAAUAGUUUAGACCCCAUUAACAUUUAAUCAAUAAAUUGAUAACAUGGGGUUUCAAAGUAAACGUGUGAAGUACUUCAAUAAUCUACAUUAAAAGUUUACGAUUACAUAAAAUACGUAUUAUAUAAUAACCGUUUUCGAAUAAUAUACAUAGAAUACUAAGUCAUAACAGCGUAUAUAGACUGAAUUGUUGAUACAUAUCGACACAUGUACCAUCACUACCAUCGCAUCACAUUCCAUUUUGUAACUUAUUCAUAUAGACAUAAGAUUUAUUGUUAAAUAACGAGCUUUAGUACCACGUUUACUUCAUUCGAAGUCUAAUAGGGUGAUUUUGAAAAGAUCCGGUGAAUGCUGGUACUAUAAAUAAAUAUAAAUCUGCUGGCAGCAAGGGAUUUGUUGUUUGCCUUUACGGAGCCAUUAACCUUUUGGAUGCCAAUGACCGAUAUAUCCGCAGGUCCAACGCCAAAUACGGAUUAAUCGGUCACAGACCAUAGAGCAACAUAGACCUACGUGCAUAUGCAUAAAGUUCAAUUUCAGUUUUGACACUUCGGUGGCGUGGCGUCCGCGUGACAGCUUUUGUUGACACGGCGUCGAAAAGGUUAAAAAAAUAUCUGUAUCUGUCUGUGUGUCUGUGUGUGUGUCUGGAGAUAUACCGAUAGUUAGAUAACAACGAAAGGCGUCAACCGGAGAUCAAUGCCUCUAGGCUUUGAGGAGAAAUAAACGUGGUGCUAUUGAUGUAAUCAGAUAUAUUAUUAUUAUAUUAAUAUAAAGCAAUAACAUUUUCAACCUGAGCCUCAUCGGAUAAUCUUCGACGAUGGAAUACUUACCUACUAUACUAUAGCAUCUAUAACACUAUUAAGUAUUAUAAUAUCCAACGGAUUAUUAAUACUGUAUUAAGAUAAACCUAGCGGCAUACAUUUGGAGCACCUUGGCUAUAGCGCAUUUUGCUUAUGAUUUAAAACAUUUUAAAGUAAAUAAUUUUCUAAAUAUCUAGCCGUCCAUACAUCAAAACACAUGCCAAUAUAAAUGCAAUUUCUAUUUGACAAUAUAAAGAUUCAAAAGAGAAUGGAAUGGGAGACUUUUAUAGGCCCCACAUCUAGCGUCUUUCGAGCGUCGACGUCUACAACUCCAUGGCCGCUGCUCGAUGCAACGUCGACGCAACUGCGCAGCGACGUCAUUUUCCAUAGCGCUGACCAGACGCCGACAGACGCCGACGCUCGAAAGACGCUAGAUGUGGGGAGGGGGGGCUAAAAGUCAGCUACAGUGAGCUGCGAAAGUGCAUAUCCACUUUAUGAAUGGAAUGGAAAAAAUGUUAAUAUAUAUUUGACGUCGCCUAUAGGUACCUACGUACCUACAUACUUAGAAGCCUCAAACUGAAAAAUGCAUGGAACUCAAGUUCUUCUAAGUCAAAACUCUUCUAGAAGUGAAGUUGUAGCUCUAAAUGUUUGCUGCUUACAUAAAUUAUUCAUAUAUUAAGCAUUCACAUAACACUUGUAACUUGCACGGACUUAGAAUACAUUUUGAUUGUGACGGGUAUUCAGUAUUACAUAUUAAUAUAUUAUAAUGUGAAUCGA